This is a messenger RNA of Laetiporus sulphureus 93-53, 7467 nucleotides long. RefSeq lists its product as uncharacterized. Lineage: Eukaryota; Fungi; Basidiomycota; Agaricomycetes; Polyporales; Laetiporaceae. The record is from RefSeq and is a predicted model, not a curated record. The transcript is spliced from 43 exons. Bases 1 to 7152 code for a protein of 2383 amino acids.
AUGAGCGAGGUUCCUUCCGACGCCGCAACCGGCGAGCUAGAGCGCGACGUUGGUAACGUCGCCGGCAUGAGCAACAUCGAUCCUGCACCGCAGCCAGCGGAAAUCGGCGUCGCCACCACGGUACAUCAAGAUAUUCUACGUUCUGACACUGACAGUACACACGAUGCAGAUGAUACACACGAUGCAGACGGUGCACACGAUGCAGAAGAUACACACGAUGCAGACGGUGCACACGAUGCAGAUGGUACACACGAUGUAGAAACGUGUGACGCCUCUGGACAAGGAACGACCCGCGAAGAUCCGGAUACCGACGAAAAGCAUCAGAAUGCCACUAUCCUGGGAGAUCAUUCCGGAUCAGACCAAAACAAUACCUCCGGAACAACCAUGUCGGAGGAGCCACUGCGGACCGCUACAGACGAAGGAGUGCUCGUCGACGACAAGGAACCAUCGGAAUUAGAUCUCGUGAGCUCUAUCCGGGGGAUGUACAGGAUCCUUGACCUCAUCACCGAGCAAGGGAGCGGUGGACUCGUGGACAAGGUUAUCAUUGAUCAGCAGUCGCUUGGGCGGCUCAUCAAUGAUCUUCAAGCAGGGGCGUAUGCUUCGUUGACGAAAGUUGACUUCGCGGCGCUGGACAACUUGGUCUUGAAGCCCAUCGGUUUGUAUGGAAGCAAACACGAGAUUGUUCGUUUCCUGAAAGACAGGGAUGUCGUCAAUGAGCGGACGGCUGAUCUGCUGCGGCUCCCGAGUCCUGCUGCUGGAGAACCAUUGCGCCCUCACCUUCGUUCUGGUCUCUACAUAUUGCGCGAAUUCGCUUGUGGCCAGGAUCCCGAUAUCAUUUAUGCAAUCUUCUGGCCUCAAGAUACGACUUGGGACACGAACGCAAUUUCUUCGAUCCGUCGCAAUCGCGUUACAUUCAUGAGGUAUUUGACGAAAGUUGCAGAUCAGAUUCUGGCUUUGGUAUCAGACGACGAUGCCACCAAAAUCAUGUGGAAGGAGGAGCUGGACGAUAUUAAGCCGGAUCCGGAGGAAGAAGAGGAUGACCGAGUCAUUGAUUUUGAAGUCGCUCAAACCCUCGAACAGGAGGAGAACGUCAUGGCAAGGCCUGGGUUUACGAUGAACCUCCCUGCACCUCAGAUUGUUGAAGCUAGUUACACACCGUGGACCGAUGUGGUUAGGUUGGCGCCGAAGUUGAUCCCAGGUGAACUGAGGCAAGGCAUUCUGCAAGUCACAUAUGUCCCCUCUGAGCAGUAUGAAAGCCCGUUGUCGGAAUCAGUGAAAACCAUUCGUCUCAAAAAUUACAUAGAGAGGGGCUCUCUGCGGUUGAACGAGGGCCUCUCGCACGAAGCUAUAGAAGUACUGCUUAAUCAUGGGUUGCACCAACGUGCCAGGGAUGCAUGUUCAAUAUACCAAGAGAGUCUUCGCACUGCGGAUCGUGCCGCAGAGGACUUUGUGCAAAAUAAAGUUGACGAGAUGCAGCAACGGCUCAAUGCCGAAGCUUUGCCACUACAGCGGGCAAUUCGUCGCUUUGUUGUCAGUAGCAUUCGCAGGAACUUCUCGCUGUUCGAUGAACCCUCCAUCACUAUUGCAGAGGGCGACACGGAAGAAGAGAAUGAUCGCAAUCAAGCUGUGCUACCGAGCCAGAAGCAAGAUCAUGGAGAGAAGCAGGAUGACAUGGAAGCUCUGCAAGAGAAAGGGGGGGUCAACGGCAUGCAGGAUCAGAAGCAGGAUCACAAGGAGGGAACAUGUGAAGGCGGGUUAGCUCCGUACGAGGGCAAGGGGGAAGACCUUGCGCCAGAAGAUCAAAGCGGCGAAAGAGUUAGACAGUGUGACGAAGAUGAGGAAGCAGACAGCAUGCUCCUGCAGCACCUCGCCGGUCUCUACCCUGAGAUUCAGCCUAUACUCGAUAAACUCAAAGACCCUGCGACUAUCAAUUAUAAGGCGAACAGCUUCCAGGUACAGAAGGAGAGGAUCAUUAUCUUGGAUGCCAUUCUUGGCGGUCGUGACGACAUCGACAAGUCCCGGGCAGAAGAACUGGUCAUUUCAGUUAUGUCCAUGAGCAACACAAAAAAGACUGGCGACUUGCUGAAGGUGUUCGACCAUCAGCCGAGGAAUUCAUGGAUCCCGGCAGUCAUCGUCAAUUUCUUCUCUUCGGGAGGAUCCUCUCGUCAGCAACUGGCUGAGGCUGAGAAGCGUGCAGCCAAGAUCAGUGACGCGGACUUCCUGUCCUCAUUGGCUACCAUUGUAGAUCACAACGCCCUCCUUACCCGUGCCUGUGCUGAUAUCAAGGCAAUCGCGAUCGAAUCGUUAAAUCGUAUGAUAGUCAAAGCAGUCAAGGCCGCAGUUCAUCAUAUUCGGAGCAUUCAAGAGAAGACUUGCAAGGCCCAAAUCAAAAGGGAAGCCGAUGCACAGAAGCAGAUGGACUUUGGGGAAGCUCGUUCGACGCUGCUGAAUACACUGAAGGAUCAGCUUCUGGUGAAUAAUACCAGCGAUACCCUAUUCAUCGCAAAUGUUGAGAAGCAGACGAACUCUCCUUGGCGGCAUGAGUCAUAUCGCCUUGUAGGCUCGCGAGAAAUACGGACAGAUGCUUGCUUGCGCUACACGAUCAAUCCAUUCUUCUUCACGGAGGAUGAUCGGCAGCAAUUGCAGCUUGACAAAUUCUUCGUCCCCACUCCGAAGGUCCACUCCAACUCAUCAUCAUCGUUCGAAUUACCGACGGAACACCAAGUCAAACACAUACAAUUACUGCAUAACGGCAAAUGUCUCCUCAUAGUGGAUGACAGUCGUAGCAUGAUCAAGAUCUUUCUGGAGACGCCUGAUACUCUGAAUGGCGCUCUGAACCGCUCCGCCUGUAAGAGAAAGCUGCACCGUGAGAAGAUUGGCGGCAGCUGCCUAUUUGCUUUUGACGAGACAAAACGUAUGCUGGCUAUAUUGAGCGCUGAUAUUUCGGAGAUUCCUCAGCGUGCUCAGCUGCACUUUUAUGUAUUCGACGAGAAUUUUGUUUACCUACAAAGUAUGGGUAGCCCUGUUGACCUUCGUUCAUGGUACGACGGGCCUGUUCUAAUCUCCAAUAUGGCCUUUAUCUGCGGAAAUGAAGACCUCGUCCUUGUAGACCACACGUCCCGAGCGCGGAUAUUCUCAUUUGUGACUCAACAAUUCCGGCCGGCCUUUCUGCAGUUGCAGAAUCCUCCGAACACAGUCCUCUCUUCUCCAGACGGAGCUUGUCUCAUGACGAUCAGCGAUACGCACGACGGACUCUCGAUGCGCGCUUAUCACUGGUCAACCUUUGGGUCGACGGAAGGUAUCUCUAUUCCACUUCCUGACAUUGAUCCGACUGGGAUUGUUGUUACGUCUUUCGGGAAGCGAUCCCACGUCCAUCUUGUCGGCAUGAAACAUGAUGCCUGCCUUUGUCGUUCAAUCGUCCUGGACAUCACCCGCAAAGCAACAGAAUUCACCUUCCAAGAAACGGGCCAGAGUGGGUCCCGCGCCGCAAAGUCUCAAAAAAAUGUCAUCCAGAAUGUAUUCAUUGAUUGUCACGCCGAUGUUUGGACAAGGUUCCCAGUGCUUCCCGCGAUCCAGAGGCGGACCAUCACAUCGUUAGCCCAGAGGUAUCCUCGUUCCUUAUGUUUUGUUGCUCGCGACAAUCAUGACAACUACAUGGCCUACUUCGCCGAUCUUGUGAAAACCUUCGAAAGGACCGUUCGCAAACCGACUGGAAAUCAACUCAGUGAGACUAUUGUCAGAGCCGUUGGUUACGAAGCAUUCAUGAAAAGUGGUGUUCAAGACAUAUCUGUGUUCAAAGUAGGAGAGUGGCUCGCGGAUCUGCUUUGUUUGAUCCCUAUCCAUCUGGCGAUCACGCGAGACAAUCGCUUUAUUCCUCUCAAGGAUGGGGUGUUUUCCUCGGAACUAGAGCGAUCCCUCCUUGGGGCAGAUGUCGCCACCAUCGUCGACAACUUAUCUUUCGGUUGGUACGAGUCUUUAUUCCAGUCUUACUUGGCUUCAAAGCCGGUGAAGGUUGUGUCAUCGAUGGGCGAACAAUCAGUAGGCAAGAGCUUCGCCUUGAACCAUCUGGUGGAUACUUCAUUUGCUGGCUCGGCGAUGCGAACGACAGAAGGCGUCUGGAUGUCUGUUGCACCUCUUGAUGAUAUGAUCAUUGUGGCUCUUGAUUUUGAGGGUGUCCAUAGCAUUGAGCGUUCGGUGCAAGAAGAUACGUUGCUUGUGUUAUUCAACACUGCGAUAUCAAAUUUAGUAUUGUUCAGGAACAACUUUGCUUUGUCGCGAGAUAUCACUGGACUCUUCAAAUCGUUUCAAUCAUCAUCUUCCGUUCUCGAUCCUGCUGCAAACCCGAAUUUGUUCCAAUCGACGCUCGUGAUUAUUAUCAAGGAUGUCGUCGACUCAGACAAAACUGAGAUUGUUAAGGAAUUCAGCCUGAAAUUCCAGCAUAUUGUACAGCUCGAACAGGCUUCAAACUUCAUCAGCCGAUUACAUGGCGGAAGAUUGGCAAUUAUACCAUGGCCCGUUAUCGAAUCUCGGCAGUUCUAUCUGCUCUUCAAUGGCCUGAAGCGGCGCUUGGAUCAACAACGACCAACUCAUACAGGAGGCAGCAUUUUCUUGCAAACGUUGAAAACCCUCAUGACGAAAUUGAAGGCUAAUGACUGGGGUGCAAUGUCCCAGAAUAUGGCUGCCCACCGUGCGAAACUGCUCCUGACAUUGUUGCCUGUUGCACUCUCAUCCGGUGUAGCAGAGCUUAAUUCGGACGUCGAGCCUCUCAAGGAUUUUGAUACAGGCGCCGUGAUUGAAACGCGCGAUACAAACGCAAGGUUCUUCUGUUCCGAACUCGGUGUUGCAGAACCCUCCCCUGGCCGUGAUGCUAUGCUCCAACAACUCAUCGGGUUGUGGGAUGACCUUCAUACUCGCGGGACUAUUGCUGACGAUGAAUGGAUGGCUGGCCUCAUCGAGCAUCUGAAUGACCUGGUCCAGCGGCGAAUCGAUCAUGUGAAUGAAUGGCUGAAUUUGAACAUGGCAAAAUUCCCUUCUACGCAUGCGGACAUACAGAUGCUGCGUCGUUUGGCUAAUAACAUGAUGAUUGAUGUCAAGGCCAAUGUUCAGAUAUGCUCUCUUCAAUGCGCCAAGUGCCAUCUAUUAUGUGCACUUUGUCGCCACCACGAUGGACGACACGAUUGUCAAACAUCUCAUGCUUGCACUCGUUCUUGCGAAUAUGAAGACUACGAAGCCAAGGGAUGUGGAUUAUCGGCUGGACAUCCGGGACGGCAUGUAUGUGACAUCACAGUUCACUUGUGCGGGUAUCCAUGUGCUCUGGAAGAUAAGCGUGGAUGCUUGGGUGAAUGCACGAAAGUGGUCAAUCACGACGAUGCUGAGCACAUGUGUUCAGCGACAGUUCACGAAUGCAGCGAGCCUUGCCGUCUGGUAAAUAUCCCACUGCCUGAUGGCGGGAUUUAUUCUUGCCCGGAGUUCUGUUCGAUUGCAAGUCAUGAACCGCAUCUAGAACACGUUUGUGCAAACCGACAAUGUCCCAUGCAAUGUCAACUAUGCGCGAGACUGUGCUCUAAACAGAGUCACUUGCAUGGGUUGUACCAAGGCGAAGUGCACCUUUGCGGGACAGAGCACCCGUGUCCUGCCCUCUGUUCGGCUGAUGGAAUCUGUCAGAUAGACACUGCCCCACAAUCAAUUGAAGCGACAUUCACGGGAAGGCAUGAAACUUUCCAGUAUACAAAGUUUAUUCAGGUGUCGAAACGUUUGACUUGUGCUAUCCCGAUUGCUCCGGGUCGCGUGGACCACAAUGAUGUCGGUCCGCAUCGACAUACUACGGACAAGGAUUCGUUCCAUUCCUGCAAGGCGAGAUGCGAGAACUGCGGCUAUUACUGCACUUUACGACUCGGACAUCCGCAAAAGGAACACGAGACAAGCCAUGGGUCCAUGUCGAGGACGCAAUGGGCUAUUGACGGACCUGAUGGUACCACGCUGGAGCUCGACGGGCGAAAGUUCGGUUCUCGUGACGAAGGCACACCUAUGUUUUGCUCUAUGGUUUGUCGAUCACUAGGCAGGCACGUGCACGUCGACUACUGCAGAGCAGGCCAAAGGGAGGUCUGCGGAGGUCCUGAGUACGAGCACAUAUCUGCUCGCAUGCAACCAUAUCCGGACCGGCCGAAGGACUGGGUUACUCAUCGGCUCUUCUGGAGGCGAACAGGCUUCAAAGAUCCAUACCCCAAUGAGGACCAGAACAAUUUCACUUUGUGCGAUGCAAUGUGUCCAGGACCUGAGCAUGCUGCAUCUCCCAGCGGUGUAUCACGGCCUUCUUACUGCACGCUGCCCAUUCUUCAUCCUCAUUACGCACUGGAUCAGCCCGUGUCGGGAAAUGGCCUUGGUUAUAUUUCGAACGACGGACAUGCAUUCCUCUGCCGUAAUCCCGCAGUCAUGCAGCAAGCAUUCCAUGUGAUCUUUGUCAUUGACAGGUCAGCAUCAAUGAGCUACACCGAUCAUCGCCCACGAGGCGAUACUCCCUCGACUGCCUUGAUUACUCGUAAUCAUAAUAAUAGGCUCGGUGCGGUCUACUCGUCGUUGCAUGCAUUCUGGCAGGCUCGGCAUCACGUUACGAACGCCGGAGGACAAGGCGCUAUUGCUCUGCGUGAUGCGUAUACCGUCCUGCUAUUUGAUCGCACUGUCUCAGAAUGCGUCGCGAACGACUUCAUCAGUACACAUGAUGAGUUGCUGAGCGCGGUACUGCGCUACUCAACCGGUCGUGGCACAAACUUCUUUGCUGCGAUACAGGCCGCGAAAGCAGCUAUGGAACAACAUUGGAAUACUGAUAGAUCGCCCGUCGUGAUCUUCCUCUCUGACGGUGAAGGUAAAUUACCAGACAUGGCCAUGCAGGACCUGUGCCUCAGGUCUUCCGCUCUUGGGAAACCGCUUUCAUUCCAUUCCGUGUCCUUUGGGCGUGACGCUAAGAGCUCCAGCCUCCGGCGCAUGGCUCAAAUCGCGAAGGACGUGCAGGACCGCUCACCUCAUGAUCCUAUGCAUCCGACCCCGCCAUCGUCAUAUGCAGAAGCCCUUGAUAGUGUGCAACUGGCUGAGACAUUCCUUGGCAUCGCGGAAUCGUUGAGGAAAACAAGAGGCGCAUUGCUCCAUAGCUUGUAGGCUCCCAGGUAUGACUUGGAGGUGUCGCUGCAUCCGCACGCCCGGUCCGAAUGACCAUGAGCAUGUUUCGACAGGGGAGAAUGAAUGAGUUCGAUUUUACUAGUACGAAAGAUACAUAGAGCGGGAUGACGGAGUGGUAUACAUUUACAUACCAGUCGAUGUACAGUGGCUGGCAAGGAGUAAUAAGGAAGUGUCAUCGAUUAGAACGAGAAUAGGAAGAUUUAAAUAUGGACAUUGUCAGCGAUGUCAAACCCUUCUUUGAUUGGCGGUCCAGGUCCUUCAAUAAGUUUAGUGACGGUGAGGAGUUCCAGCUGG